GUUUAUUUUGGAAAUAAUGGGCGGAGAACUAUGGGAUUGAGAAUUGAGAUUUGAUAGAAGGAAAGAAAAAGUUAGCCGAGGAGAGUGAGGGAUGAUAGGGAAGAAGACGAACUCAGAAAACAGAGACAUCAUAGAAGACAAAGGAAUCAGCUCAUCUUCCUCCCCCAUUCAAGCCCUAAUCAACAUUUCUCCAUCUUCCUGUUAUUAUUAUUAUAAUCCAAACGCACGCGUUUGUGUAUUUAUUCAUUCAUAUAUAUGUUGCUGUAAAUUCGUUUUGUUCAUGGCGGAUUCGCAUGCGGAGCAAUAAAGUUUGAUUCAAUCGGGAAGAUUUCGCCAUUGCACUUGGUUGUGAGUUUUGGAUCCUUGACGGCGAUUGCUUCCCUGCUUCCGAGGGGGAUUCUGGCUCAGAUCUGCGGCGAUUACGCCAGUCUCUGCAAUGGAUGAGCUGGACAUGUUGGCCCGUGACUUUGGCAUCCGACCAGGCGGGAAAUCGGCGCCCAUGAGAUCCGACGCAGGAGUUCGCGGCCCCUCAUCCGCGCAGUCCUCGCCUUUCUUUGGCGGCGCGCCCAAGUAUGCGAACUCCAAUGCCGAUAAUAAGGCCUCGUCCAUGAAUGAUAUUGAUUACGAUUCCAUAUUUACAUCUGGCAAUGAUGCUAAGAGCAAUAGCAGCAAGAGUUCUUCUUUUCCUGUAAAUGAUAAGCCAAUCUACGAUGAUGACAUUUUUGAAGGAAUGCCAGGACUCAAGAGCAAAUCAAUGUCUUCGUCAACUGCUAGGUUUGACGAUGAUUUGUUUGCCUCAGUGGUCUCACGGCCAAGAAAGAAUCAAGAUACUGACCAUUUUGAUGAUCUGCUGGGGACUCUGGGGAAGAAUGAGAAGGCGACUGAAGCAAAAAGUAGUAAAAGUUUGAGAGGGUUUGAUGAUUUGCUAGCUGGUUUUGGGAGUGGUAAUUCAACCCGUACGAGCAGGUCAUUUACAGAGCCCGAUCAACACUCUAAACAAUCUGGAUACUCCAAUAGGACUUCAAGUAUGGCAGAUGAUCCUUUUGGAGUCCUAGAAACAUCUGUAGCAGCCCCUUUAACAGGGGUAUUCUCCGAUCCACUGGAGGGCAUCACAAACCCUGGUAGAUCGGGGAGUGCCAAAGUUGAUUCUUCAUUUGUUUGGGGGAGUGAAUUCGAUGAGCUGGAUCGGCUCAAUGGUUUUGGUGGAUCAGUGCCUGCAUUUUCUACUGAAACGAAUAAGAAAAGGAACAAUGAGAGCCCUUCUAGGGAAAUAUCAGGGAGAAAUGAGAAGCAAACGUCUAUUUUAAGAGAAAACGGUGAGGAAUAUUCAUCCCGACACUCUGAGAAGCAUCCUCACAAGUCAGUUCGUGGGCAUGGGUCUCCAGAGUCAUUGGUUGAAGCACUUACAAAGGAUUCUCAGAAAUCUGUUCGCCAAGACGCUGCUUCUACCCCCCACUCACCUCAAUAUGCAAGUGUAAGUCAUAAUGAGAACAGUUCACCGGUAGAUAUGUCUCCUGGAUUAGAAGAACAGGUGCAUGCUUCAGAAGAUAUUUGGAUUACAGUAUCAGAGGUCCCACUUUUCACCCAGCCUACAAGUGCUCCACCUCCGUCACAUCCCCCUCCUCCAAUUCCACGACAAACCUCUAAAUUGGGGACAGAUUUGUUUUCUUCACAUACACGGAGAGGUGAUGUGUAUGCAUCGUCUCCAAAAUUCACUCAAUAUUCUGAGAGUCCCAAGACUUGCAGUGAUGUGGCUAAGAGCUCCACAGCUUCACAACUGCAUGAACUCGAGGAAUUUGCCAUCGGUAGGAACCAUAGCAGUGUUGGUGGAGCUCAAAGUUCUCCUUCUAGUGAACAAAUGAAUGCAAACUCUAUUGCUGCUGCAUCUGCUGCUGCAAUGAAGGUAGCUAUGGACAGAGCUGAAGCUAAGUUUAGGCGUGCUAAGGAAGUUCGGGAAAGAGAGUAUGCAAAGGCUGCUAGAAGUACGGUGCAGUUGGCAAAGGAUGAGCAGGACAUGCCUGAGGUUCAAGAUCGAGAAUUGAAGGAAGAACGUGAAAUAUUAGAGCGUGAACAUCGCCAACGUGUGAACCAAGAGGAAGAACAGAAGAGACUUGAAAGGGAGAGAGAAAGGGCAAGGCAAGCUGUUGAAAGGGCUACUAGGGAAGCACGCGAAAGAGCUGCUGCUGAAGCUCGUAUAAAAGCUGAAAGAGCUGCUGUGGAGAAGGUAGCUGCUGAAGCUCGAGAUCGAGCUGGAAGGGCUGCAGUUCAGAAAGUACAAGCAGAAGCCCAUGAAAGAGCUGCUGCUGAAGCAAGGGAUAGAGAAGCACAGGAAAAAGCUGCUGCUGCGAGCGCUCAGUUUGAGGCACGCCGGCGAGCAGAAAGAGCUGCAGUAGAAAGGGCUGCUUCUGAGGCUCGAGAAAGGGCUGCUGCUGCCGCCGCAGCUGCUGCCAAAAGAGUGAACCAAGAAAAUAAUGGUGAUGAUUUGGAAUCCUUCUUUAUUAUGGGUUCUCGAGCAAGUAGUGCUCCAAGGCCAAGGGCAAGUUCUCCUGAGGCUGUGUUUGAUACACAAUUCCAAACUAAAGGAGGCUCUGAAGGGGCCAAGGCGACACCUUCAUCUGGUGUAGCCUCCAACAUCCGGAAAGCAUCAUCAACAACAAAUAUUGUGGAUGAUCUAUCUUCAAUUUUUGGAGCUGCUCCAUCAUCUGGAGAUUUUCAGGAAGUUGAAGGUGAAAGUGAAGAAAGAAGAAGAUCUAGAUUGGAGCGUCAUCAGCGCACCCAAGAGCGAACGGCUAAAGCCUUGGCUGAAAAGAAUCAACGUGAUCUUCAAGCCCAAAGGGAACAGGAAGAAAGACAUAGGGUUGCAGAAGUUAUGGAUAUUGAAAUCAAGCGUUGGGCUGCUGGGAAGGAAGGAAAUCUGCGUGCUCUUCUGUCAACAAUGCAAUAUGUGCUUUGGCCGGAAUGUGGUUGGCAGCCAGUUUCAUUGACAGAUUUGAUCACUGGGGCAUCUGUCAAAAAAGUAUAUCGAAAGGCAACCCUGUGUAUUCAUCCUGAUAAGGUGCAGCAGAAAGGUGCCACUCUUCAGCAGAAAUACAUUGCUGAGAAGGUGUUUGAUCUUCUUAAGGAGGCAUGGAGCAAAUUCAGUUCAGAGGAGCUUUUUUAGACAAUCUGCCGAUUCUGCCCCAUUCAUUCGUUCGCGCAUUAGUUGCUUCGUGGGGGGAUUAUUGUUGGCGAUGGAUCUUGCAACUCCGGUUUAUAACCCCUAUAGUGGCUGAGCGGCAAGGUAAAGAAAAAUACUCCAUUGCUGCUACUGUAUAUGUUAUAUAAUGUCUUGAUGCGCCUCAGUGCGCAAUCUCAGUUGGAGCAACGUGACGCUCCUUCUGUUAUAAUGUUCACACUUCAUUUUCACAGUUUGUAUGAUCAUUUUGUCACCCUCUCCAAGUACUCAUCCUUUAAGGAGCAUUGGAAUAUUGUUGUGAUUGAUAGGUAUAAUACAAAUUGUAUUUUUUUUCCCCAAUGAUAUGUGAAAAUAGCAUACAGUGUUUCUGUUCCUUUUAGAAAAAUAUUUGCAUAUUUCACACUUGUGAUAUCACACAAAAGCAUAUAUGUUUGGUGAAAUUAAGUUUGUAUUUAAUGCUAUGUUUCGCCAAAGCCUUUCUUUUCCAUUCCAAUAAUCAAUUUAAGUAAUCAGG
Cuscuta campestris is the source of this 3689-nucleotide messenger RNA. Lineage: Eukaryota; Viridiplantae; Streptophyta; Magnoliopsida; Solanales; Convolvulaceae. The record is from the annotation of a GenBank genome assembly.